AUAAGAAUAUAUCUUCGGAAAAGUGCAUUUUAUACAAUAAGGAGUGGGAAUCGAGAUAUGCCUUGGUCAAUAUUCGUCUCGAUUAAGUUCGUGAUCGUAGAAUCCACAAGAAUGGCGGUGCCGGUUUUGUUUUAGGUUAAAGGAAUCGCGCGCUUGUAAAGUACGGUGCUAUUCUUUUUUAUUAUCCAUAAAUUUGUCGUCUGCCUCGAGCGCGCCGUCUACUAAAAAAAAUUAUGGAUAUUUACGAUCCGGACGAGGAUGCAAUCAAUGACGAGAUUUUUAGAGACCUUGAUCCUGUUAUGUGGACUCACCGUGAAAACAACUAUGACCUGGACGAUAUUAACAUGUUCUUCCACAGAGUUGACUCGGAUCAAAUUAUCUACGAAGAAAAGAAAAAGUGUAAGUAUAUCGGAAAAUACGUUAUGGGUGAUCUUCUCGGCGAAGGCAGCUAUGGUAAAGUCAAGGAAAUGCUGGAUUCUGAAACUCUCUGUCGGAGGGCGGUUAAGAUUUUAAAAAAGAAGAAAUUAAGAAGAAUACCUAAUGGCGAAAUUAAUGUACAAAGAGAAAUACAGCUUCUCAAGGUAUUGAAACAUAAGAAUAUUAUUGGCCUUGUAGACGUCCUUUAUAAUAAUGAAAAGGAGAAAAUGUAUUUAGUAAUGGAAUUUUGUGUCGGUGGACUUCAGGAUAUGUUAGAAAGUACUCCACAUAAAAAAUUUCCAGUUUGGCAAGCGCAUGAUUAUUUUUGUCAAUUAUUGGAUGGUUUAGAAUACCUUCAUAGCAAAAGUAUAGUCCAUAAGGAUAUUAAACCCGGAAAUUUAUUAUUAAUGCUAGAUGGUACUUUGAAAAUCAGUGAUUUUGGUGUUGCGGAGGCCUUAGAUUUAUUUGCAUUAGAUGAUACCUGUACAACUGGUCAGGGUUCACCAGCUUUCCAACCUCCUGAAAUAGCUAAUGGCUGUGAAUCAUUUGCAGGUUUUAAAGUAGAUAUAUGGAGUAGUGGUGUUACAUUGUAUAAUAUAACAACAGGAGUUUAUCCAUUUGAAGGUGACAACAUUUAUAAACUAUAUGAAAAUAUUGGUAGAGGUGAAUACACUAUUCCAUCUGAAGUAGAUGAUAUGUUAAAAUCUCUUUUACAAGGAAUGUUGCAAAAGGAUAUAGAUAAGAGAUUUUCAUUACAACAAAUAAUAUGUAGACCCUCAAAAACAUUGGAGAGGGUACCAAUUCCACCACUAAGAGGAGAUGAAUGGCACACUAUGACUGUUUUACCAUAUCUUAUGGAAAAUCAUUAUGGAGCUGAUAAUAAUCCUACGUAUUAUACAGAACGAGAACUUAAUGAGGAUAGAAAACAUAGUGAAAAGGAGAUGAAAAAUCUUGAACUGAGUCAUCAAAAUAAAUCCAGUAAUCAAGAAAGUGGUAAAUCAAGAUGGCAAAAACCAAUAUCAUGCAUCAAUGUUAAAAAAUUUUCAUCAUGCAAGCCAUCGUGAUUAUAUAUAUUGAUAGACUAUACAAUUUUAUACUCAAAUUUUGAUGAUAGUGACAGCUGUGAGUUAUUUCUGUAUUGAAAAUACAUUCAAAAGUGUCUGAGUAUUAUGUAUAGUUCCAGAAUCUCUAUUGUAAAAAUAAUUAUUAACACACAAAUUUUUAUCCAAAUUUAAGAAAAUCAUAAAUAUUGUAAAUGCUUUUGUGAUAUUCAUGUACAGUAGAUUAAACUAUAAUGCUUCUUUAACUUACAGAAUUUUGUGGA
Ceratosolen solmsi marchali is the source of this 1741-nucleotide messenger RNA. RefSeq names its product serine/threonine-protein kinase STK11-like. Gene Ontology annotation, molecular function: protein kinase activator activity; ATP binding; protein serine/threonine kinase activity. Gene Ontology annotation, cellular component: cytoplasm. Lineage: Eukaryota; Metazoa; Arthropoda; Insecta; Hymenoptera; Agaonidae. The record is from RefSeq and is a predicted model, not a curated record. Gene Ontology annotation, biological process: glucose homeostasis; intracellular signal transduction; regulation of cell growth.